ACCCUCAGGUCGUAUAUGCGCAAUUAAAGAACACACAGAGGUAAAUAUCCUUGCGCAGAACUCAGCAGGAAAGAUCCAGAGAGAAGCCAUGGCUGGUUUGCAAAGAUCUGCCGUGUCUUUUAGGAGGCAAGGAUCUUCAGGUAUUGUAUGGGAUGAUAAGUUUUUGUCAGGAGAGCUAAACCAGGUCGCUAACCAAAACCAAGAACACCAACAACAGCGAGAGCUACAAGAGAAGCUAGAUAUCAAUCAAGAAAGGGAUGUUAAGCCAUCAUCAUCAGGAUCAAUCACUACCAUUGAAAGAAGCCGAUCUAACGGUGGACAACGAGCCUACCGCACCGGCAAGGUCUCUCCGGCUAUCGAACCUCCUUCUCCAAGGGUUUCUGCUUGUGGAUUUUGCAGUGCUUUUGGAAAACCAACAAAGAAUCAUCGGAAAAGGGCCGGGAGAUUCUGGCCUUCUUCUUCGGAUCACCAAACAGAAGUGGACCGUGUUAAUCAAAGUUGUUGCAAUUACUUUACCCAAAUCAUUAUCACAACGCCCAACUAUAACCCUACCAAAUAGAUGGCCAGCUUGGUUGCUCUUGGUCAGGCAGGCAAAUUAAUAAGGUGCUCUGAGCUUUUUUUGGUCAAAUUCCAUAGUACAUAAAAUAUCUAUUGCGUAUUUAAUGUUGUUACAACUUGCUGUGGAUGAUAGUACUAUUUUAUUGACUAAAUAUACAACUUUGAAGAAGUAGGUAGUUCAUAGAAGGAAAAAUUAAAAAUUAAAGAGUGAUUGAUAAUAGUAUAGUCAUUUUGCCCCUUGAUUCCCCAAAUUUGAUUGCGCUGCAGCAAGUUUUAUUUUAUUCUAAAGGACGGUUGCUCCUGCAGCAAUUGCACAAGUAGUCUCUCUUUGAUUUGGGGAUUCUGUGUCUCGCAUCACAUGGGGUUAGAUUAAGGCUCCCAAUCAUUGGGCUGCAUCUGCACCACUAAUAUAAUGAAUUUGCACAGUUUUGACCCAGCAGUUGUAGUAAAGCCACAUGCACCUGGUAGAAUCUGUGAGGCCAAGAUGAAAAAAGCCAUAAUUCAACAAAUGAAUUUCUAUUUUUUAAUA
Manihot esculenta (cassava) is the source of this 1087-nucleotide messenger RNA. RefSeq names its product MAPK kinase substrate protein At1g80180-like. The record is from RefSeq and is a predicted model, not a curated record. The coding region runs from base 89 to 559 and encodes 156 amino acids. The transcript has 2 exons. NCBI's taxonomy places the organism in Eukaryota, Viridiplantae, Streptophyta, Magnoliopsida, Malpighiales, Euphorbiaceae.